Molecule: messenger RNA, 1209 nt
Organism: Symbiodinium natans
Lineage: Eukaryota; Dinophyceae; Suessiales; Symbiodiniaceae
Source: the annotation of a GenBank genome assembly
AUGGCGGCUUCCAUUGCAAGAGCGAGCAAGCGUGUUCCAAACAGCCCGUGUGCUUGGUAUCUACAGGGCCAUGCAAGGCGCUUUAGUGGCCAGCAGGUAUUUGAAGGAUGGGGAGCUUCUGGGCGGCGAUUACAGUGUGUGGACUGUCACGCUGGUGGUGAGCCAGCACGCGUUAUUUUGGGAGGGUUGCCAGCGAUUCCUGGGCGAACUAUGCUGGACAAGCGGCUUCGAAUGAUGCAGCCCGACUUUGAUGCUUUUCGAAAGCUGCUGUUGUUGGAGCCACGUGGGUACCCAUGCCAGAACGCCAAUUUCGUGAUUCCCCCCACAGGAUGUCAUCCCACAGCUGCGUACGGGGUUGUGAUUGCCGAGCAAGGGCGUGUCUAUCCGGCGAUGAGUGGUCACAACCUGAUGUGCGUCGCAACAGUUUUGCUGGAGACCGGCAUGGUGCCCAUGCAGGAACCCGGCACAGACUUCGACUUGGAGACGCCUGCUGGCCUCGUUUCUGUGAGGGCUAGCUGUAAGCACGGAAAAGUUGUUCAAGUGACGCUCCAAAAUGUCGCAUCAUUUUGUAGGCCUGAAGACAUGGACGUUGAUGUUGAAGUUCCAGAUAUUGGGAAAGUCACAUUGGAUGUUGCGUAUGGCGGUAUGUUCUAUGCCAUCGUCGAUGCGUCUAAGCUGGGACUGGAACUAAAGUCUAAAAAUGGACGUGAAAUAUGCAGACUGGGUGAGAUGAUAAAGACCGCGUGCAGAGAGCAGCACCCAGUGAACCAUCCUCAAUUUGACUAUCCUGGCUGUGACAUCUUGGUAUUGACAGAGAAUCAACGCAGAGAGGGAAACCGAGUCUGCGGCAAGAAUGCCGUUGUGAUGUCCAAUGGCAAGCUGGAUUGGGAUCGGCCGCAAACAUGGACGGGGAUGCUGGACAGAUCACCCUGCGGCACUGGCACGUCCGCGGUCAUGGCGCAGCUUCACGCACGUGGCAUCCUUGGCCUCGAGCAGGACUUUGUGCACGAGAGCAUUGUCGGAAGUCAUUUUACUGGACGGCUGGUGGAGGAAGUCUUGAUCACUUCUGAGAAGGAACAGAUCAAGGCAGUUGUUCCCACAAUCUCAGGCAGGGCAUGGAUAACGCAAUAUUGCGAGGUUGUGUGUGACCCCUCAGAUCCGUUUCCAGAGGGCUAUGUCGUUGGCGACAUAUGGUCAGGGGAUGAGUGA